Molecule: messenger RNA, 1605 nt
Organism: Hyaloperonospora brassicae
Lineage: Eukaryota; Oomycota; Peronosporomycetes; Peronosporales; Peronosporaceae
Source: the annotation of a GenBank genome assembly
AUGGAGAAGAGCGAGCUGCGAGUGCGGUGGCUCGUGCUGUUCCUAUCCUGCUUACUCAUGAUCGGCAAUUACUACUGCUUCGACAACCCCGCGGCGCUCAAGAGCCAACUACAACAGCACUUCAACGAGAUCCCGAAAGACCGCUACGAGUUCCUCUUUAACUUACUCUACACGUUGUACUCGAUCCCCAACAUCUUGCUACCGUUCUUCGGUGGUGUCUUGGUGGACAGAUUCGGUGCACGCGUGAUGCUGUUUGCCUUCUCGACGGCAAUUUUAAUGGGACAAGUGAUCUUUGCAACGGGCUGUUCGCUCUCUAGUUUUAACGUGAUGCUGUUUGGCCGGGUGAUCUUUGGGUUUGGUGGGGAGAGCUUGGGAGUCGCUCAAGGGACUCUUGUUGCCUCAUGGUUCAAAAACAGUGAGCUAGCCCUGGCUUUAGGCAUCAAUCUCAGUGUGGCUCGGCUUGGAAGCGUCAUCAAUAAUGAACUUAGUCCAGCCGUUGCGCAAGCGUCAAGUGUGUCCACGGCGUUGUGGGUGGGUGUGAUCAUGUGUCUCGCAUCAACGUCCACGUUACUUCUAUUGACUCCAAUUGAUCGACGGGCUGCGAAACUGGAGAUAAAGAGUCAGAACGACCGAACGGCUAGUGCCGAAAGCAUUCGUUUCAGUGACGUCAAGCACUUCCGUCCAGCCUUCUGGUUUCUGGCAUUGAGCUGCUUGGUGGUGUACGGCUGCGUGAUUCCCUUUAACAACGUUGCUAGUAGCCUCUUGAUGGAACGCGACUUCUUCAAAGAACCGUCUGAGCCGUGCCGGCGAUGCGGUGAGGGACUAUACAUUUACGAAAUCGACUGCAAACACAUAGCUCCGGGAUGUCCUAGCGUUCCUCCGUACGGCUGGCCGCUACCCUUGCUAUCAGCAAAUUGUACAAUCAAGGAACCCUUCGAUCAGUGGAACUGCUCGACGUCGCCGCCGCUGAUUUUUGGCGACAAGAUUAACUGUGACGACGAGGCAUGGAAGCUUGGCCCAUUGACAAAGAUGUAUUGCGCCGCAAAAAUGGACGCGGCUCAGAAAGCUGCUACCCCAAUGUCGAUUCCAUACAUCAUCAGCGCUGUCAUAUCCCCGUUUCUGGGGUUCGUGGUUGAUCGGGUUGGUCUUCGCGCCUUGUUGGCGCUGAUAGCCCCUCUAGCACUGACAGCAGUCCACGCUAUGCUCGGAUUGACUCAAGUUACUCUGUACGUCCCGUUGGUGCUGCAGGGAGUGGCCUACAGCGUAUUCGCCGCGGCAUUAUGGCCCUCUGUUCCAUACGUGGUCGAAGCAAAGCACGUAGGAACGGCAUACGGAGCAAUUACCGCUAUCCAGAACGUUGGACUCGCAUUGUUUCCUCUGGCUGUCGCAGCGCAGUUCAAUCACGACGGCCAUUAUAUCCCAAGUGUGGAGCUGCUCUUUGUAUCGUUUGGAGUGCUGGGUAGUCUCGUGGGCAUCGCGCUCAACGUCGUGGACUAUCAGAACGGGUCCAUCCUGAAUCGCGCGAAAGUGACUAAAGAGUCGCUGCCACUGAUGUUGGACGAGGACGCGCUCGAUAGCGAAGGUCUGUUGACUGCCGAGCACUAG